AUGACAAACAAGGAGGACGACGGAGCCCACAGAGUCGGGAGCGAGAGCGACGUGGUGGACUUUGUGGAGGCACGCAUCAAGCUCUCGCUGGCGGAACUUGCCACCGGCACUGGCGAUGACCCCAUGGGCACGGGCGACGACGCGACCACCACAGGGGAUGACGGCAAGGCUUCCUGGGCGUCUCACCCGUGGGACGACGAUGAGCACUGGGACGACUACAAGAAGUACCUCGACCACAACAGCUUCUUCACCGAGGAGGAGAGGGAGGAGGUUUGCCCCUUCCCGUCGGUGUGGUCAGAGUAG
Molecule: messenger RNA, 303 nt
Organism: Ectocarpus siliculosus
Lineage: Eukaryota; Phaeophyceae; Ectocarpales; Ectocarpaceae
Source: the annotation of a GenBank genome assembly